CCCCGCGAGUCAGUGGUCAGUGACUAUGACAAGGCAGGGAAACUACUCUUUUCUAAGAAGGGACCAUCAGCGCCUCAAACGUGCACACACAGACCGGUCAGAGGCGAGAAUUGGUCUUUUCAGGGCACAGUUCAGCUCCCGUAUGGAUGUGUCCCCAGAUCGCGGGAUUUCCAAGAAAUUGAGCCCCCUUGUGCACUUGUGAAUAAUUCCACAAGAGAGCAUUUCGGGACUCCGGGUUAUCCCGAGGCUGCCCAGGACAUUUCCAGCUCUCCAACCCUGGUUCUUUUGACAUUGUGUUCCAGGCUCUGGGCUAAGCUAGAGAGUGUUUGCUUCCCAUUCUUUCCACCGAGGGAAGCGAACGCCACCCCCACCCGCAUUUGCCUGUGAGACUCCCUCGUUGGUGAAGGGAAGCCUUCCCGGUCCCGGGAGGAAAAUGGCGCAGCUAAUUUGGUGAGGACAGCCGGCCCCGCCCCCGGAAAGGAGAGUUCACCUGGUGUCUGGGAACUUGAACUUGUUAAGAAGGGUGCUUAUUGUUCUGAACAUUUGAUUGCUCCCUCCUCGGGCUGCAUUUCAAAAACAGUCAUAUUUUAAAGGGAUUGAAGGAGAGGGAAGGGGAGGACAUGGCAACAUUCCAGAAACCAGCAUUAUUACAACACCAUAGCCAGUAUAUUUAGUUUGGCUUUUCCUAACAUAGAAAUCUUAGAAGGUGGGGAAGUGGAAAUAAAGUUUUAAAAAUGAGAGAGCAGUUUUCCAACUAUGUCAACAAAGCCUAUCGUGUUGAUGUUUUAUUGACCAUUUUAUCAACAUGCUAAUAAAAUUUCAAAUUGAAAUUUUUAUUUUCAUGGCUUUAAUCCAUGAUAGCUUAAAUACUGGGGGCCAUUAAGAGUGGAUGUAGCUAAGAGCUUAGCUAACAUUGACUUUUCACACUAUUUUUCUCAACUCUUAUGAGAAUUCUGUUUUUGGAUAUCGUAGUUCAUUUUUUGGCAUACAACAGCAGCCCUAGUAAUAGUGGAGUUGUUAAUGUGUAUAUUGUACUGAAGUUCUGUCAGUUAAAGGGUUUACUGUUUUGGUGGAAAUUGCAGGUUCCAUGAUGUUUCUUUUCUCCAUGUUUUAUAUCAUUGCCAUUUCACAUUUGCAUUUCUAUUUUUCUUCCUCUCCUCCUGAUCUUCUUAGAAAUGAAUCUAGAAUUGGUGGCUUUUCCCCCCUCCUCUUUAGCCAGUCCCACAGUUCAGUUCUUCCUGAAAACAGUGAAGAACUUGAAGGAUCAGGACAAACGUGUGUUAUGCAGGAAAAAUAAGGCUGGUUGAAACCCCUUCCUUGGGCAAAGAUUACAAACUUCUCUCCUCAUCCGCAAUCCCAGCCUGAAUGAUUGUUAUUUGAUUCCGUGUGUUAGACACCUAUAUCAUCUAUGUCUCUUUCAAGGGGAUUUGUCAAAUAAUGCUGUUUAGCUAAUUGUUGCUAGCAAUUGCAUAUUGAUAGCUGUGAUUUAGUUGGACAGCAAAUAUUAUGGCCAAAGCCAGUUUCUUGGCAUUUCAAAAACAAUGCAAUAAAAACUACUUGAGGUUAGCUGAGACUGGAAAUGCCUUUUUCAUGGUUAAUGACUCAUUUCUAUUUUGGAUGUUUUGGCUUUUUAUUGUUUAUUUUUUAAUUUGUAUUUGUUGGUUUUCAUCCUGGAUUCAUUUCCUGAUCUUGAGUCAAAAAGUCAGAUCAAUGAAAUAUGAACUAAAGUAUUUUUCUUAAGCCUAUUGAGUGAUUUAUUUUUUAAAAAAAUGUUUAAUGCAUAUGCUUUUCUUUCAGCACAAACAGCAAAACUUUUGUAAUAAUUAACUUACCUUUGCAUGUAUGGAGAACUGAAAGUCAUUUAUUUCCCUAACUUGUUCCUCUUUCGAAUAACAGAUGGCAGAUCAUAAACUGAAAUUCUUUAUUGUAUCUACACACUCCACAUUCUUUACUGUGUCCUACUACUGUAUCUUGGCUCCCUGCUGUAUUAAACAUCAUCUUAAGUA
Messenger RNA from Carlito syrichta (Philippine tarsier), 2006 nucleotides. RefSeq lists its product as uncharacterized. The record is from RefSeq and is a predicted model, not a curated record. Lineage: Eukaryota; Metazoa; Chordata; Mammalia; Primates; Tarsiidae.